AUGACCAAAUGGUGCACAGUUGGUGAGAACUAUGAGACAAAGACUGUCGAUGUUGGAGAAGAUGUGACUUUAUUUUGUCCUCGCAAGACCUCUGAUGGAACGCAUUUACUUUGGUUCAGGCUUGUUUCUGGAGAUUUGCCUGAAUUUUUGGGAGGAACUCAUACCUUUGAUUAUGAUGAUGUUAAUAUAACGAGUAAAACUCCUUGCUGCACAGCAAAACAAGAGCCUGGAACAUUCAUCCUGAUUCUCAGUAAAACACAGCUCAGCCAUACUGGACUUUACUUUUGUGUUAAUCAAAAUCAACUUAAAGUUACACUUUUAAAGGGAGUGUUUCUGAGAGUUAAAGACCCAGGACCUGACAUCACCACAGUCAUUCAAGACAUUUCACCUGAUCCAGCCCGCCCAUGGGACUCAAAGACUCUGCAGUGUUCAGUCUUCAGCAACCCUGACAACAAAACCUGUCCAGGAAAACGAGCAUUCUGGUUCAGAGCAGGAUCAGAUGAAUCCCGUCCCAGCAUCAUUUACACUCAUGGAAAGAGAAGUGAUGGAUGUGAGGAGAGCUCUGAGGCUCCCUCUCUGCAGAAAUGUAUCUACAGCUUCUCUAAGACCUUCAGCUCCUCUGAUGUCGGGACGUAUUACUGUGCUGUGGCUGCAUGUGGGGAGAUAUUGUUUGGAAAUGGAACAAAGCUCAACACUGAAGGGAACAACAUGCUGAUGACGAACACACCUCUGUGUCUGCUCUCAGCUGCUUUGGCUAUCUGUCUGAUUGUUAUAGCCUUCCUGGUUUAUACCAUCAAGACAAAAUCUUCUUUUAACACUGCUGCUGAUCUGCACAGAAAUGCUGAAACAGCCAGCUCUGGUCAGCAAAGACAGCAGAGAGAUGAGAGCUUACUGGUUUAUGCUGCACCACCAUUUUCUAAGAAGAAGAAGAAGAAGAAGAAAAACAGCAACGGUGAGAGAAGACACGUGAAAAGAGCAGAGGAAGAGACGAUCUACAGCGGUGUCAGAACUGUUGUGACCAACUAACAAAGCAAAUAAUGGAGUUAAAGGAGUUAUAUGUGUGUGCGUGUGUGCGUACGUGCGUGCAUACGGUGUGUGUGUGCGUGCGUGUGUGUGUGUGUGCGUGUGAUUGUGUGUGUGUGUGUGUGUGUGCGUGUGUGUCCUAAUGCUAUAAUGUCUAGCUUUGUGACCAUCAGGUAUGGAUAACAUUGUAUUAUAUUAUAUGAUUUGUUUGCAGUAGUUGUAUUUUGUUCUGCUGUUCUUAAUGAUGUCUUACAGGAUUUUGCUUUGGAUAAACGCCCCCUUUUCUUUUUUUUUGGAGCCUUUAUUGAAAAAGUGUUAAACAACAUUUGCCUAA
Molecule: messenger RNA, 1357 nt
Organism: Notolabrus celidotus (New Zealand spotty)
Lineage: Eukaryota; Metazoa; Chordata; Actinopteri; Labriformes; Labridae
Exons: 6
Coding region: 1-1026 (341 amino acids)
Biological process (GO): response to bacterium
Source: RefSeq, a predicted model, not a curated record